Orbicella faveolata is the source of this 2251-nucleotide messenger RNA. RefSeq names its product ras-related and estrogen-regulated growth inhibitor-like. Gene Ontology annotation, molecular function: GTP binding; GTPase activity. The record is from RefSeq and is a predicted model, not a curated record. Lineage: Eukaryota; Metazoa; Cnidaria; Anthozoa; Scleractinia; Merulinidae.
UUGUUCUGGGAGGUCAGAAGACGCCAGUGAAGGUGUUCUCAAUUUAUCUUAAGAGCUUCAACGGAAACUACAUAGAUCAUUGAUUUAUUAGAUAGACGUCUCUAUCAAUCUGUUAUCUCUUUUACAGUUGGAAUUUUAUUAAGGCUGUUACGAGGAAUAAAUGCUUCAAGCUCAGUUUACAAGAGAACUUGAAGUUUUGUUUUUCAAAUAAAUGUAUCUCUAGGUGUGAUCGUUUCCAGAUUAUUCGAACACAUUGGCGAUUUAUCAAGUUUGAACAAAAGAAAUCACAAUAAUGACAGUGUCAGGAUAUACGUAAUGUUAACUAGCAUAGAUUUUCACAAUCCAAUUCUUCGUUUUUCCCGGCCCUUUAGUUUUAGUUCUGAUAGAGAAAAGGUAUCAAACACUCAAGAGAUUAAUUGUUUCACCACAUUUUCAAACACCUCGAAGUUAGCCAAAAAUACUCCGUUGCGUGUUGUAUUUUUAACUCUCAAAACAUGGUCUCUCGUGCUUGAUAUUUUACUUGAAACGAAAAGCCACACAUACAACUAAUGAGUUGUUUUUGUUUUCGAUAAUUAUUUUUCAGUCUUCACUAAUCUGUGGCUUGUUUUGUUUCAGCUCUUACCGUUCGAUUCCUAACUAGACGCUUUAUUGGGGAGUACGAUGAAAGCUUAGAGAUGACAUACACACAUCACAUGAAUCUAGACGGGCAAUAUGUGGCACUUGCUAUCAUGGAUACAGCCGGCGAGAACACAGAACACAAAGUGCAACAGUGCGCAGCUUUUGGAGACCUGAUCUUCAUUCUGUACUCCAUCACGGAUCGGUUUUCGUUCAUGGAGGCGAAACGUUUGGGGAGAUACAUACGAAGAGUUAAAAACAAUGAAUGCAUCCUUAUUCUAGUUGGCACCAAGAAGGACUUGAAACAUCACAGACGAAUCAGCCUAAACGAAGGACUUGGGCUGGCCAAGGAGAUAAGUUCUGCAUUCUGUGAGAUUUCAAUUUCAGAAGGAUUUGUCGAGACGAAUUCUCUUUUGUAUGAGUCUUUGAGGCUGCAUUUGAACAAUAGAACAGAGGAAGAAAAUGCGGACAAGGAGAAAUUGAGUCCUUUGUCACGGAUGAAAGAAGGAUUUAGAGGAAUAUACGCGAGACGAAAAUCAUGCUCAGUCUGAUGCGGUUAAAAGGGAACUUCAAGGAAGGACGAAAAUAAACAAUAACACAGGACAGCUUAACUUCAUGGCGUCGACACACAUUUUAGUCUUGUAGAAUCACAUAGUAAAGAAAAAAAUCGCUUUCUGAUUGGCUGACAAAGAUAGGCGUUUUAAAAUUUGUAUUGCAUGGAUAAUUGCUUCCUAAUUCGCUUUCGGGAGACAUUUUUCAAGGAGAAAAUCCAUAGGUGCUUACUGUUGCAGUUUUUUUUUUACUCAAGGACUAAAAGUUUGGAAAAAUGAGUGGAUGGUAGAACCAUUACAGGGACCGGCGGCGGAGACAAUUUGAAAGUGGUAGGGCUAAAAAAGUCUGGCCAAUACAAACAAACGUUAAGGUCAGUGUUUCGCUAUUUAUCUUGCACAUUUGUGCGCCAUCUGGAGCCCUGGAAAAUAUAUCCCAGCAAUAAAAGUGGUAGGGUGAUCAGCCCCUCUCCCUCCGCGGUCCCUGCAUCAAAUAAUUAGGAAUUUUCGGGGGCAUUGGGAAUUUCGCAGGGUUAGAUCUUGAAAGGUGAAAAUGGAAGAAUGGCUCUGUUCAUAUGGUGCAGAGCUUUUGCCGUAGUUAAAAAAAAAUAUUCAAAACAGAUUUCCUUUCACAACUACACUGGUAUGAGUAGAAGGAAUUGACACGGUAGCUGUAAUAUUUCUUCAGAGUGGUUUUGGUUAUUUGAAUGCCAUUUUUGGUAACAGCUCUAGGUGUGUAAAAGAGUCGAGGACAUUAAAUUACAGAUCUGUUACCGCAUCAAAUCGUUUUGCAUUUGUCUGAGAACUGUUUCUUCGCCUAGUUAGAGGACCUUAGAGGUACUCAUACCAUCCUUACACUGCUUGUGUUUGAAAAAAUAUAUAUUUUCUACUUGUGUUUAAACAAAUAAAAGCCAUUCCAAGACGACAUUUUCGGAUAUUGAUGCGUGUUAUCAUUUGCCAAAGUCUGGCCAUAACAAGUCAAAUGCACCUUCACUUUAAGCCUUAUACUCCCCACGUUUUUUAUUAUUUUUCUUCCUUUUUAGCUGAUUUUAUCAACCGCAUGUAGAUCUACAAAUCAACCUGACAUC